Protopolystoma xenopodis is the source of this 420-nucleotide messenger RNA. The record is from the annotation of a GenBank genome assembly. Lineage: Eukaryota; Metazoa; Platyhelminthes; Monogenea; Polystomatidea; Polystomatidae.
AUGCGUGUUGAGGAGAAGAGAGAAUCCGAGUUCGACGUUCCAAGCGUGACGGGCUCCUCAACAGGAGGCCGAUGUAGGCAAGGUACAGUAGACGAAAACGAGCAACGACCCAGUCAUCACGAGCCCUCGACGGAGUUGGUGGAAGGCGGCGAAAGCAACAUGCGCUCUCUUUUGGGUAGUCGUGUUGCACAACAUGUCGCCUCUCCCACUCGACGCCCGUGCGCACAACACGCAGUCUCGGACUGGAGUAUCUUUGGCCAUUUUCUUCUUCAAUUUGCCCACUCGUUUGUGCGUGAUCACUUAUGCCGGUGUUGCCUCAGUGGGCCAACCAGAGCUGAGUGGUGUCUGUCAGUCUUUUCACGAGAAAUGGACGAUUUUCACAGUCAACUUCACUUUGCAUAUUAUUCCCAAAGUCAGUAA